AUGACUCUUUUCAUCAUCUAUAAAUACAUAUUUGAUUGAGUUCAAAAGCAACUCAACUCUUCAUUCUUCUCAUAUCAAGGUGUUUUGAGAUCUUCUAGUAAACAUUUUUGGGUCUUGUAUUUAUUGUAUCCAAAUAUAAAUAUGAGAAUUCUUCAGCUUCUCCGACGAGCUUCCAAGGAAGGAGUGGCAGUAGUUCCAAAGGGCUACUGUGCGGUUUAUGUUGGAGAGAUUCAAAAGAAGCGUUUUGUCAUUCCUGUAACUUACUUGAACCAACCAUGUUUUCAGGUCUUGCUUAGUCAAGCUGAAGAAGAAUUUGGUUAUUAUCAUCCUAUGGGUGGUCUUACCAUUCAGUGCAGAGAAGAUAUCUUCACCAAUCUCAUUUCUCAGUUAAAUAGGCCGUGAGAGGCACUGACAUGAUUGUAACAUACAAUCUUUUUUUUAGAUUAGGAAUAUUAGACAUGAUCAGAUCCAUGCACUUCGUUUUUCCUUUUUGAAACUUGCUCCAAUUUUUGUUUCCUUCCAUGGGAAGAUGUUUCCCUACACAAGGAAAUUGUCACUGGUGUCAUUUUACUGGGAAUCUAAGGGCAUGUUUGAUCA
Molecule: messenger RNA, 597 nt
Organism: Cucumis melo (muskmelon)
Lineage: Eukaryota; Viridiplantae; Streptophyta; Magnoliopsida; Cucurbitales; Cucurbitaceae
Product: auxin-induced protein 15A-like
Exons: 1
Coding region: 142-402 (86 amino acids)
Biological process (GO): response to auxin
Source: RefSeq, a predicted model, not a curated record